Symbiodinium necroappetens is the source of this 1923-nucleotide messenger RNA. The record is from the annotation of a GenBank genome assembly. Lineage: Eukaryota; Dinophyceae; Suessiales; Symbiodiniaceae.
GAUGCACUGGUGUCUGGAGCAGAUGUCUUGAUAACUGGAGGUGCCCACAAGCGCAUUCAUGGCCUUAAAGGGUACAUCCUUCCCUCCUCGGAGGAGAACAGCACAACGGUGAACGUGCGGCUGUACCAAGGACAUGCGACACUUCAGUCGAAGAUCUCGUGUGUGCAUCGCUCGAAUGUCGCUGUCAGUGGACCUGGACCGCCGGUCGAAGACGACGGUUUGCACCCGUCGCUUCGCUGGCGUCUACGACCGCCUCCUCUUACAGUCUUUUCAGCUCGCUUCGUUUUGGGAUGGCAAAGUUUGGCCACGAUGGUUCCCAUGAAGCCGGACAAGAGGCCACAGCAGGGUACUCCAGGCCAGUGCCAGAGGCGAUCCCCCACUUUCGAGGCUGCAGAGGGAGCUCCUGUCGCGACUGCCUUUGGAAAAGAGAAGCACCACGAAGGCCGCGAGAAGUCCCCGACACAGCACGAAAACGAAGACGAGCUCGCUCUCCCAGUACGGAGUCUCGGGGACGAGCAGGAGGAGAUGGUGGAAGUGGAAAUUGAGGACGACGAGAGGUCGGGUACAAGCCGCCAGCACGAGGCAGAGGAUGACACGGCCCACCGGGCCCAAGCUCAGCAGGAUGCUGAGGACACUCCGAAGAGCCAUCGACCUCGGCAGAUGUACAAGAGGGACUGUGCUGAUAGACUGCCUCGGCGGUCAACGGCCCUCAUGACGGGGUACCCAGGCCGUGGCAGCUAUGCACUGAUGAUCCCCGACGACAGGUCUCGCGCAGCCACCUCUAACCGCGACUUCGAUACCGGUCUGCCUCCUCCACUGGCAGCAGGCAACGGAGUGUUAGACCUUGAAUCGAACCAAGUCAGUGUGACAUGUCCGAACCGAGCACAGGGCUGGGUGGACUGCUACCAAGUGGACACUUGCAUCGCAGGUCUAAGCCCUUACAACUAUGCUGUAGGUGCUGAACUGGAUGAGCCGUGUGCCCCUGCACCCCCGCACAUCUCUACGGAUACGACCGGGAAGCUGCCCAAGGCGGCCAUUUUAGACAUGACGUCCAACAUUCGGGACGACAUGGGUCUGGACGAUCAGGAACAGCUCUUCUUCCGGCACAUGGGGCCUCUAUCCGGAGUUCGUCAAGACCCCAACCGAGCGGAAUCCAGCAACCCUCCACAGAACUCGGGAGCUGCCAAGAGGCCCAUCCCUGGCUCAGGGCAUCUAUCCCUCGGCCCGAAUGUGGGCAUACAGCAAUGGCUCCAACGAGGGCUCAGAAAUGCCGGCACCGUGGUCUGCAGACAGACAGAAAUGGUCCUCCGCCAAGAGCAGACACUGUCUGCUCUCAGACAAGACUUGAUGCUGUACUUGUUCGUCCGGAGCGGCGAGCAGGGCAUGAUCCCCAUCUUGUGCCAGGCGGCCGACAAGUGGAGACAGCUCAAGGAGGAGACACCGGAAAAACUGGGAUAUUCUCUCAAACUCGCGAUGUUCAAGCAGUUGAUGAUCACCUUGCAGGAAAGGCUUACCGAGACGUCGAAGAACCCGCAGGCAAUGGAUCACGCCAAGUCCCUGAACUGGGUCGACACAGAGGGAUGCUGGAGGAUUCUCAAAUGGAAUGGGACCAAGCAGAAUCUGGAGAUCGACACUACGGUUCAGUCGACCUCCACCGAGAAUCUCCUGAGCCAGAUCGUGCAAGUCCGCAAGGCCAUCAACGAGACCUCGCUUAUCCGGUUCAAAUCCAUUCGAAGGCUGACGGAGGGAGUACAGACGGAGUGGGUGACCUUUCAGAUCUUCGUGUCUCUUCGUCCGGAGGGCUCGCCAAUCUGGAGUUCUCUGACAUCGUGGAUCGGACAAGCUGCAUUCCACGUGAUCGGAUGCAGAUUGAGGCGCGACCGGCCACAAUACGAUGCAUUGGCGGCCAGCCUCUGGGGAUGA